This is a messenger RNA of Sander lucioperca (pikeperch), 1918 nucleotides long. RefSeq names its product gastrula zinc finger protein XlCGF8.2DB-like. The transcript is spliced from 3 exons. Lineage: Eukaryota; Metazoa; Chordata; Actinopteri; Perciformes; Percidae. Gene Ontology annotation, cellular component: nucleus. The coding region runs from base 226 to 1419 and encodes 397 amino acids. Gene Ontology annotation, molecular function: RNA polymerase II cis-regulatory region sequence-specific DNA binding; DNA-binding transcription factor activity, RNA polymerase II-specific. Gene Ontology annotation, biological process: regulation of transcription by RNA polymerase II. The record is from RefSeq and is a predicted model, not a curated record.
AGGAGUGUAGCGGAAGUUGUGUUUGUGUUUCCGGGUUCCGGAAGAUGCUACGACCUCCGUCCCAUUGUUUGCAUUUUACCUCGUGAUGUGGACGGCGGAGUAAAAGGCGCCAGUGUUUGGUGUCCUUCCAGAGAGAAACAUCACAAACUGCUGCAUGAGGUUUUAAAACCAGAAGCGAAGCUACAAAGAGCAGGUCGGGGAGAAGUCGAGGAGAGACACUUCAACAUGAACUCUGAGAGGAAACUGUCAGCUGGCCAGCGGAGAGCUUUACCUUCAGAUGUCCAGAAAGUGAUUGUUGGUGAAGAACAUCAGCAGGAGUGGAGCUCCAGUCUGGACCAGGAGGACACAAAGCCCCCUAACAUUAAAGAGGAACAGGAGGAACUCCAGAUCAGUCAGGAUGAAAAGCAGCUUCAAGGGCUGGAGGAGGCUGAUAUCACCAAGUUCCCAUUCACUCUGGUCCCUGUGAAGAGUGAAGAUGAUGAAGAGAAACCUGAGUUCUCACAGCUUCAUCAAAGACAAACUGAAGAGAUAAAAACAGAAGCUGAUGGAGAGGACUGUGGAGGACCAGAACCAGCCAUGAAAUCAGAUCCAGAUACACAUUUACAACCAGAUAUUGAUGACCAGACUGGAGACUCUUCUGAACCGGAGACUGAUGACAGUGAUGAAGAGACUAGAGAACCUCAGUCAGGUUUAAACUCUCUGAAUGAUGAUAGAUUCCCUGUUAGUGAUUCAAGAUGUACUACUGGUGAGAAAGCGUUUAGCUGCUCUGAGUGUGGGAAAAGAUUUGGCACCAAUGGAAAUCUAAAGACACACAUGCGAUCUCAUACAGGAGAGAAACCAUUUACCUGCUCAGUCUGUAAGAAAGCUUUUACAUUGAUGCAAAGUUUAAAGAGACACAUGCGAUCUCAUACAGGAGAGAAACCAUUUAGCUGCUCAGUCUGUAAGAAAGCUUUUAUAGAGAGUGCACAUUUACAGAUACACAUGAGAAUCCACACAGGAGAGAAACCAUUUAGCUGCUCAGUCUGUAAGAAAGCUUUUGUACAGAGUGGAAACUUACAGGUACACAUGAGAAUCCACACAGGAGAGACACCAUUUAUCUGCUCAGUCUGUAAGAAAGCUUUUACAGUGAGUGGAAGUUUAAAGAGACACAUGAGAAUCCACACAGGAGAGAAGCCAUUUAGCUGCUCCGUCUGUAAGAAAGCUUUUACGGAGAGUGGAAGUUUAAAGACACACAUGAGAAUCCACACAGGAGAGAAACCAUUUAGCUGCUCAGUCUGUAGGUUGGCUUUUACAGACAGUGGAAAUGUACAGAAACACAUGAGAAUCCACACAGGAGAGAAACCAUUUAGCUGCUCAGUCUGUAAGAAAGCUUUUACAGAUAGUGGGAAUUUACAGAAACACAUGAGAAUCCACACGUGAGUGUUACACGCUCCCCCCUUGUUUUGCUUCUCCCUGUCUGCUCUAUUCAGGUGAUCCUGAUUUGAUCGUUAGUGGGUGGCCCUGUACUUAAGGAAGGCUGGAUAAGUCUAUCAGACUGUGCACCAAUGUGAUUAUUUUUGGGGGGAUUGAAGGGUAUGGCACAAAACCAAGAUGAUAAUUUGGAACUAAAUUCAUGAUAUUUGGAUAUUAAUAAAUAGUAAUAAUGAAAUAAAUUUGAAAAUUGAAAUUUAUUUAUUUAACAUCUGGUGAAAGUUUCAUGCCGAUAGCCCCAUCAGGAAUAUCUUUACUGAGAAAAAUGUUGACGCAUUCAAUACUUAUUUUCCCCGCUGUAUCUGUGCAUGAAGUUGGCCAAGAGUAUUGAUAUAUUGAACAAAAUUAGACACAUAUUGAACCAGAAUACACUAUAUACUCUGGACUACAUGCUUAUUUUACCAUAUUUGUAAAUGUUGUAUGCCGUAUUUACAUAUCUAUUUGAUUU